AUGUCAGAUCUGUAUCGUUCAGCGAUGCACGCGCGCAUUGCCAAGCUUCCUCCUGUGCCGACAACGUUAUGGCCUGCCACCACGGCGCCAUCGUACGAUGAAGAUGAAGAGGAGGACGAGGAGGAUGAGCUCGACUCUCUUGGAGAUCUUCCUACAGGCCUCGGGCCGCCCGCGAUGCCAGCACAUACGCCUCGGGAUCGGUCACGCACCGUCACCCAGAGCAGGGUCGGCCAGAGGCAGAAGGAACAACGCGAGGCGGAGAUUAACGAACGAUACGCACCUAUAUCAGCGUCAGGAUUCUUCGAACAGGCUCUGCAGGUUGCCGUCCCCAACAGGAAUCUCGAUAUGAGGGUGUACUACACGCCGCCGCAACUCCCUCAGGGCUCGAACGGAAAGGGGACUGUUUUGCUGUGCCACCAUGGUGCUGGUUAUUCAGGACUCAGCUUUGCAUGCUUUGCCAGGGAGGUCUGGGACAUGACGAAAGGCGAGCUGGGCGUGCUAUCAGUAGACGCAAGGGCGCAUGGGAAGACGACAUCGACAUCGCAAGAUCCACCUCAGCAAGAAGACCUAUCAAUUGAUGUCCUCGUGCAAGACUUCGUCGAGUUGAUCAAAGUUGUGUAUCCGGAUCCUGCUUCCUCUCCUACUCUCCUUCUCGUCGGUCACUCCAUGGGCGGCGCCAUAACCACUCGCGCUAUCCCGCUGCUUCAGACCUCCAGAUACAAUAUCACCGGGACCGUCGUCUUGGACGUCGUUGAAGGAUCCGCACUGGACGCACUGCCCCACAUGAACAGCAUCUUGAACGCCAGACCUGUUGGGUUCGAUAGCGUUCCGAAGGCCGUGGAAUGGCAUGUGAACACGAACACAAUCCGCAAUGAAACUUCGGCGCGCGUAUCUGUGCCCUCUAUAGUGCACCCCACGCAGUUGAAAGUACCCUCGAUGCCCGCUUACGAGUGGCGGACACCCUUGCGAUCAACGGCGCCGUAUUGGGAAAGCUGGUUCCGCGGUCUAUCGUCGUCUUUCCUCGCCGCUCGCACCGCGAGGCUGCUCAUCCUCGCAGGCACCGACAGACUCGACCGGGAACUGACGAUCGGCCAGAUGCAAGGCAAGUUCCAGAUGGCGGUCGUCCAAGGCGUUGGUCAUAUGCUUCAUGAGGAUGAUCCAAGGAAGUUGGCCGAGAUCGUGGUGGAGUUCUGGAAGCGGAACGAGAGGCUGCCGAUCAACGUGAAGAAGGUGGGAGAGUUGUAAAACAGAGGAGUGGGGACGACGUGCAAGUAUGGUCGUUGAGCCGAUAGCCUCCUUGUAGCCCGUACAGAUACAGAUCAAGAGGGCAAUUAACACG
Molecule: messenger RNA, 1339 nt
Organism: Punctularia strigosozonata HHB-11173 SS5
Lineage: Eukaryota; Fungi; Basidiomycota; Agaricomycetes; Corticiales; Punctulariaceae
Product: protein phosphatase methylesterase
Exons: 7
Coding region: 1-1245 (414 amino acids)
Biological process (GO): protein demethylation
Molecular function (GO): protein methylesterase activity
Source: RefSeq, a predicted model, not a curated record